GAAGGCAAGAUGGGUCACCAGCAGCUCUACUGGAGUCACCCAUGGAAGUUCGACCAGGGUUCUCACUCCUGCCGCGUUUGCUCUAACCGCCACGGUCUGAUCCGGAAAUACGGGCUCAACAUGUGCUGCCAGUGUUUCCAUCAGUACGCGAAGGACAUAGGCUUAAUUAAGUUGGACUGAGCCACCUUGGGUGGAUUAUUCA
Messenger RNA from Acomys russatus (golden spiny mouse), 202 nucleotides. Its product is annotated as 40S ribosomal protein S29-like. The record is from RefSeq and is a predicted model, not a curated record. Lineage: Eukaryota; Metazoa; Chordata; Mammalia; Rodentia; Muridae. Gene Ontology annotation, biological process: translation. The coding region runs from base 10 to 180 and encodes 56 amino acids. Gene Ontology annotation, molecular function: zinc ion binding; structural constituent of ribosome. The transcript has a single exon. Gene Ontology annotation, cellular component: cytosolic small ribosomal subunit; ribosome.